This is a messenger RNA of Arachis duranensis, 1869 nucleotides long. Its product is annotated as protein FAR1-RELATED SEQUENCE 5-like. The coding region runs from base 1 to 1869 and encodes 622 amino acids. The transcript is spliced from 4 exons. Gene Ontology annotation, biological process: regulation of DNA-templated transcription. Gene Ontology annotation, molecular function: zinc ion binding. Lineage: Eukaryota; Viridiplantae; Streptophyta; Magnoliopsida; Fabales; Fabaceae. The record is from RefSeq and is a predicted model, not a curated record.
AUGGGUUACAUGGUUUCCCAAAAAGGUGGAUAUGAUAAAGUGGGUUUUACUAGCAAAGAUUUACAUAACCACAUUAGUAAGACUAGGCGUGGCAAAGUGAAAAACGGUGAUGCAUUUGCUGCGUUGGCCUAUCUGUUUUCUAAGGCAGAUAGUGACCCGUUAUUUCUAGGAAAGUUCACCUUAAAGGAUGGUAGGUUGGAUAAUUUGGUGUGGGCUGAUGGAGAAAGCGUUGUUGAUUACGAAUGUUUUGGCGAUGUACUGGCUUUUGACACCACUUACAAGAAAAAUGUAUACAACAAGCCCUUAGUCAUAUUUUCAGGGACCAACCACUAUGGCCAGACGACUAUCUUUGGAUGCGCUCUGCUCUCAGAUGAAAAGUCUGAAACUUUCAAGUGGGCACUGAAGGAAUUUUUGGAAAUCAUGUCAGGAAAACUACCCGAAGGCGUUGUGACAGACGGAGACCGUGCUAUGAGAGAGGCUAUCUUAGAAGUAUUUCCUGGUAUACCACACCGCCUUUGUGCAUGGCAUCUCCAUCGUAAUGCGAGAUGGAAUGAGAUCAUAUCCAAAUACGGACUUGCCGAGAAUGAAUGGGUCCAGGUCAUUUAUAAUGACAGAAUGAAGUGGGCUACCGCAUAUUUGAGGGAGCACUUCUUUGGCCGCAUAAGAACUACAUCACAGUGUGAGGGAAUUCAUUCAUUAUUGAAGAACUAUGUUGACAGUAAAACCAGUCUCCUUGAAUUCAUGCAUAAAUUUAGUGAAGUACUAAGGCAUUACCGAAACAACCAUCUUACUGCUGACUUUGACACCUUUUAUAAGUUUCCUGUUUUGACUACGUGCUUGGAAAGUUUUGAGAAACAAGCUGCUGAACUUUAUACUAGAAAUAUUUUUAAACUUGUGAAAGAUGAGAUAGAAGCAGCAGGUGCUUUAAAUGUGACUGAAUGCCCAAACAGUGGAGACAUUGUUGAGUACAGCACGAGUGAGUAUUUUAAUCAGCAAUGGGAAUUUAAAGUGUCUUACAAUAAAGACAAGGACCUGUUUGCGUGUGAGUGCAGGCUAUUUGAGACUCGUGGACUACCGUGCUCCCACAUCUUUGGGGUCUUGAAGCAUCGCAAUGCAAAUUGCGUCCCUACAUCUCUUAUCCUGAAAAGAUGGACAAGAGAUGCAAAGAGUGAUUUUAUAUGCUCAAUUGGCGAGCAAGACGCCGCUGAUGAUAUAACGCCCACACUUAGACGCGGUGCAAUGGCAUCUAUUUGUUGGAAGCUUUGUGAUAUUUCUUCCAAAAAUUCAGCAGACUAUAGGGAAAUCUCAGGUGAGUUACUUAAGCUAAUUUCGAAGGUGCAAAAUAAAGGUGAUGCACAAGCGAGGCUUUCCCCCACUUCAGCACUAAUCGGUGAUCCAGCUGUUGUGAAGUCAAAAGGGGCUCCAAGAAAGGUUCCAAAAGGGAAAAAGAGGCGAAGAUGUUCGCGUUGUAAGUCAGGCAGGGUUAUGGAAGCAAGAAGUCUGUAUCUAAAUUGGCAGAGAGACCGAAGAUUAGAGCAAAUGGCAAAAAAAAAUCGACAGAAGACCGAAGAAAUCAGUCUAAGUGAAGAGACAUUAAAAGCUAAGACCAACACAUCAGGAAUAGAAGCGACCGAAGUUCCAGAUGCAGCCACAACCAAGAUACCAGGAUUGCCACAGUAUCCUAUGCAUCAUUAUCCAGUGGUCCUUCCUUAUCAACCUUAUGGUGGAGUCCUCCCUAUUCCUUUUCAUCCUGUUCCAAAUGGCAUGGCGUAUUUCAACCAAUAUCCUUCUACUGCCGGAAUUACAUCAUAUCCUCAGUUUUUGCAUGUCUCGUCGUAUUCUAGUCGACCCCGUGAUAGCAAUACAUAG